Micropterus dolomieu (smallmouth bass) is the source of this 2262-nucleotide messenger RNA. Its product is annotated as F-box only protein 15-like. The coding region runs from base 45 to 2135 and encodes 696 amino acids. Lineage: Eukaryota; Metazoa; Chordata; Actinopteri; Centrarchiformes; Centrarchidae. Gene Ontology annotation, molecular function: protein binding. Gene Ontology annotation, cellular component: membrane. The transcript has 17 exons. The record is from RefSeq and is a predicted model, not a curated record.
ACCGUGUCUUGACCGCGAUUGGCGGCAUCUUCUUAGAAGAAGUAAUGGCGGCAGGACGAGGCCAGUUUAUUAGUAGUUUUUUGGAGGGUUUAAAGAGGGCACCCGCACAGCCGGCUCCAGGUAGACCAGAGCCGGGUCGUGAUAGAAGGAAACCGGGUCCGGGUAAAGGGCAGAAGCGCGGCAAGAGGAGAAAGAGGCCGCCAAAGGCAGCACCCUGCUCGGUUAGCAAGACUGAUCCCAGAUGCCCAGGAAAACAGAGAACAUAUUUCCCCAAAAUGAAAACUUCUCCAACUGAGGAGGAAGCCCUGUUGGAAAGACUGCCGUCUGACAUCCUGUUUAAGAUCCUGUCAUACCUGGACGCCUCCUCGCUGUUCUGCAUCAGCCACGUCAGUAAGCUCUUCCACCAGCUGGCCAACAAUGAUCAUGUGACGGAUAUUGAAAUUCCCAUCCUGCAUCUGGAUAUUUAUUAUACCUGCUGGACAACAAUGGGACUUGUUUACACCGCAAGUAGAACCCCUCUGCAGCCAGUGUCUGCCUUCUUUCACUGUAGUGUCAUGUGGCAUAAGCUUUACCUGGCAGAGUUUGAGAGUCAAACGUGGAAGCCGAAGUCAGCGGAUGAUGUGGCGCCGAAGGUUGACCCGGUGCAGGUGGAGAUUCGGUCGGCGGGCCACUGGAGGAAUAUGUAUUUCAGGAGCAUGGCUGGACAGGAACUGAACAAGUGGAGGAAAGAGCUGAAGGACAUCAGCCCGUACACUGGGCUGCCCAGGCAGACUGAGUGGGUCCUCAGGAAUCUGAACGUGAGCUGGGAGCUGACGGUGCGUGAUUGUUGGGGAAAGGAGAUCACGCUGGCGCAGAGCCGAGCGUAUUUCUUCGAGUCAUCUGUGAUCGUCCGCUUUAGUGGCGUCGGCUUGCUCAAGUACCAUCACAUCAGCAAAAUCCAGCUGCAUGGAGUCCAGAAGGAUGCGCUGAAGGGCCCAAGAGGCAGGAAGCCUGGCUGGCGCUCUCUGAUUUCACAGCUGGACGUGAAGACUCAGCCCAGUCGGUUGAUUGGCAACGACGUCCUGAUCAAACUGAUGUAUCUGUUUCCCAGCUUCAUCAUAGGCAUCUGGAGGGGUCAGAACGGUGUUGCCUUCAUCAUGGUCAGCCUGCACUUCCACAAGUUGGUGGAGAAGUGUCUGCUGGGAUCUCCGUUGUGCCCGUACUUGGAGCCUGUGGAGCCUCCACUCGUGGAUAUCUCGGACCCUGAGUUUGGUCUGCACGGCUACUCUCUGUACUUUGUCCUGCACAACACCGGCAGUGAGAUCAUGUCGGGACACUUCCGCCAGCUCUCCUGUCACACAUUUCAGAUCCAGCAUGGACUGAUGGAGCUGAGGGUCAUCAGCCGGACCGACGUGUCCCAGCACAGAUCGCUGUCUGGUAACAUCAAGCUGCCCUGGAAGAGCGAGACACUGGAGGGCUCGGUGGAGGUACAUCUGGCCAACACAAUAAAGGCAUUUCAGAACCUGCCGCAGAACACACACCUAGCCGGUCAUGCACUCAGUGGCUGCAUCAUCCUCGCCGUCUCCAUCUACCUGAGAGCCGGCUAUAAUAUAAGCUUGAUCGCCAAUGAUACUCUUCCUGGCGUCAACCUGAUGAUCGCCAUCGGAGCGAUCAUCAUGGUGCUCGGCUUCCUGGGCUGCUGCGGAGCCAUCAGAGAGAACCGCUGCAUGCUGCUGUUGUUCUACAUCAACAUCCUCAUCAUCUUCCUCCUCCUGCUGGCGGCGGGCCUGCUGGGAGCCAUAAUAUCGUCGAAGUUAGAUGACUGGGUGAAGAACAGCAUGCAGAACUUGCUCCCACUUUCAAGUCAACCAGCUAAUGUGACAGCAGACCUGAAUAGCUUGCAGCAGGAGCUGCAGUGUUGUGGUGUUGUGAAUGGAUCAUCAGACUGGAAUAACCAGGUUCCCAGCUCCUGCAACUGCAAUGGCACACAACCAGCAUGUUCAAACGGCGUCUACAGCACGCCCUGCUCCACCCAAAUCGUCAAUGUGCUGCAGAAAACCAUGCAGGUGUUGCUGGGAAUUGCCUUCGCCAUCGCCGUCUUUAUGAUUUUCGGCAUGGUCUUCUCAAUGAUUCUCUACUGUCAGAUUGGCAGGUAGGAGACUGCCUUCACCACUGCCUGAACACCCACACAUGGCCACGCCCCCUCGCUGACUGGCUACAGCCAAUCAGCAGUGCCUAAAUGACCUGUGUAACAUGCAUCAUUAAACCUAAGUGCUACUGUAA